CAUCGCUUGACCGGCGAGUGUAACCCUAGUACCGUCUGAUUCUAGUCUAGCUAGCGUUUGAGCAAGCGUCAUACUGUUUCCGAUUGAGAUCCAUUAUGUUUCGACCACGCUGUCCUAGUGGCUUAAGGGGAAUGCUGGCGAGAUUUACUCGUCGAUCGAUGUCUUCAGAACAGCAAGAUGCACACCUACCACGCAUGCUCAAGAUAAAGAACGGUGAAAAGGUCAAACCUACAUUCUCUGCAGCAGAGAUGGAACGCAGGCUCACUAUGCUGCGAACCGACAUGGAGAACCGCGGCAUCGACGCAUGCGUACUGACGUCUCACCACAACAUCAAUUAUUUCAGUGAUUUCUUGUAUUGUUACUUCGGGAGGCCUUACGCAUUGGUGGUGACCGCUGACAAGUCUACUAAUGUUUCUGCAAAUAUCGAUUAUGGUCAGCCAGGCCGAAGAACCUUCGGGGACAAUGUCGCCUACACCGACUGGCAUAAGGACAACUAUUUCUAUGUCAUUAACCAACUGGCGGGAAACUACAAAAAUGUCGGCCUAGAAUAUGACCAUGUACAUUUAGUAAACAUGGAAAAGUUCAAGCAGGCUUUGCCUAAAGCCUCGUUCGUCGACGUUGGUGAUUCCACCAUGAGAAUGAGGAUGAUAAAGUCUGAUGAAGAAAUCGAGCACAUCAAACAGGGCGCGGCUGUGUGUGACUUAGGUGCUGAAAAUGGAGUUAAGGCAAUAGGAGAAGGUGUACCUGAGUACGAGGUGGCUUUAGCUGCAACACGAGCCAUGGUUAGAGACAUAGCAAAACGACUUCCUCACGGAGAAUUUAUGGACACUUGGACUUGGUUUCAGUCUGGUAUAAAUACUGAUGGAGGUCACAACCCCGUGACUUCCCGAAGAGUGCAGAAAGGAGACGUUCUCAGCUUGAAUACGYUUGCCAUGUUAGCAGGGUACUACGUUGCACUAGAACGAUCCAUGUUUUUCGACCACAUACCAAGCGACCGUCACAUGGAAUUAUGGGAAGAGAAUGUCAAAAUACACCGUCGGGGCCUGGAACUUAUUCAGCCCGGUGUUCGAUGCUGUGACAUCGCGCGGGAACUAAACGAGCUUUACUUAGAAAAAGACCUCCUCAAAUAUCGGACCUUUGGCUAUGGUCAUUCAUUUGGCAUCCUCUGUCAUUAUUAUGGACGGGAGGCUGGAAUUGAGCUUCGUGAAGACGUAGACACCGUGAUCCAACCAAAUAUGGUCAUCUCAAUGGAGCCAAUGCUAACCAUCCCAGAAGGCCAACCGGGCGCGGGAGGAUACAGAGAGCAUGAUAUCUUAGUAGUGAAGGAAGACGGAAAUGAAAAUAUUACAAAGUUUCCAUUCGGUCCUCAACACAACGUUAUCAAGCACUAAAAUCACUUAAUAC
Messenger RNA from Exaiptasia diaphana, 1404 nucleotides. RefSeq names its product creatinase. The record is from RefSeq and is a predicted model, not a curated record. Lineage: Eukaryota; Metazoa; Cnidaria; Anthozoa; Actiniaria; Aiptasiidae. The transcript has 6 exons. The coding region runs from base 96 to 1391 and encodes 431 amino acids.